Molecule: messenger RNA, 1526 nt
Organism: Populus euphratica (Euphrates poplar)
Lineage: Eukaryota; Viridiplantae; Streptophyta; Magnoliopsida; Malpighiales; Salicaceae
Product: carboxyl-terminal-processing peptidase 2, chloroplastic-like
Exons: 10
Coding region: 60-1316 (418 amino acids)
Biological process (GO): proteolysis
Molecular function (GO): serine-type peptidase activity; endopeptidase activity
Source: RefSeq, a predicted model, not a curated record
AUCGGAGGAAGCCAACUGAAAUCGAGGGGCCGUGCGCUGCCCAUGCCAAAGCCAAUGCCAUGAGCAUGGAGGUUGUACUUGCUCGCUCUCCAUUUCCCCGUUUCUCUCUUCCUAACACCAACCUAAAAACCACUCUCAGCUCCUCUAACUCCCAGGUUCUGUUAUGGAGAUCCCCGUUGAUGAACGUACAGUUAAAUCACUACUACAGCAGAAAGCGUAGGGGCUGCAUUAAUGGUGGCGGAGCUUCUAGACGCAGCCUUUGGCCUCAGUUUUCGAGUAGCUAUGAUCGAUGCAAUCUCACGUUUGGGAAGUGUAUUAGCAGGCUCCAAGAAUUUAUGAAUUCUUCAGAAAAAAUGAGAAAACAUGUUUCUUCUACUCUUUUCACCCGGUUGGUUGUUUCAGUGUUGAUGGUUUCUUUCGCCGUCAGCAAUUCACCCUCCUGGGCUCUGAGCGAAGAAAACCUUCUCUUCUUAGAGGCUUGGAGGACGAUUGACCGUGCUUUUGUUGAUAAAACGUUCAAUGGACAAAGUUGGUUUCGGUACAGAGAAAAUGCUUUGCGCAAUGAACCGAUGAACACGCGCGAAGAGACAUGUAUGGUCCUAUUCCUUAAAAGCAUCCAUUCUUCUCUUUUUCGUGAACUGCUGCUUUCCAGGCGAGAGAAAGUGUCUCUAAAUCCAGUGAAGUCAAGACUCUGUGUAAUUCCUGGUUCAGGGAAGGAUUCCCCCAGGAUUGGGUAUAUUAAACUGACAACAUUUAACCAAAAUGCUUCAGGUGCAAUCAGGGAAGCUAUCAAUACUUUGAGGAGUAAUAAUGUUAAUGCCUUUGUGUUGGACCUUCGAGAUAAUAGUGGUGGCUUGUUUCCAGAAGGGAUUGAGAUCGCCAAGAUUUGGUUAGACAAAGGUGUCAUUGUGUAUAUUUGUGAUAGUCGUGGGGUUAGAGAUAUAUAUGACACUGAUGGAAGUAGUGCAAUUGCAACGUCAGAACCCCUUGCUGUACUGGUGAACAAGGGAACUGCAAGUGCAAGUGAAAUAUUAGCCGGUGCAUUGAAAGACAAUAAGCGUGCUGUUUUAUUUGGAGAACCCACAUUUGGAAAAGGCAAGAUUCAAUCAGUUUUUCAGCUAUCUGAUGGUUCUGGCUUGGCGGUUACUGUCGCUCGUUAUGAGACCCCUGAUCACACAGAUAUUGAUAAGGUUGGCGUGAUUCCAGACCAUCCACUACCUAGAUCUUUUCCGAAGGAUGAGGAAGGUUUCUGCGGCUGCCUCCAAGACCCUGCAUCUACUUUAUACGUGAAUAGGGGCCAGCUGUUUGCGAGAUAGCAGAUUCUCUUGUGUUUUGACAUUUUUUGGGGGGGUUAAAGACAUCAUAAUUCCUUUUCAAGUGGAGUAGAUUCAUUCUUUUGCUGGUUCCUUAAUCUUAAUUGGAGCUAGUUUAACUCGAGCAAACAUUAGCUUCAGUAUUUUAUGAAAAGGGAUGUCAAACAGCUUCGGUUUGGUUGACUAUGAAAAUGACACGAGGAAGUUUGACCA